Messenger RNA from Exophiala mesophila, 1754 nucleotides. RefSeq lists its product as uncharacterized. Gene Ontology annotation, biological process: negative regulation of phosphatase activity; negative regulation of transcription by RNA polymerase II. The record is from RefSeq and is a predicted model, not a curated record. Gene Ontology annotation, molecular function: chromatin binding; phosphatase inhibitor activity; transcription corepressor activity. Lineage: Eukaryota; Fungi; Ascomycota; Eurotiomycetes; Chaetothyriales; Herpotrichiellaceae. The transcript has a single exon. Bases 1 to 1731 code for a protein of 576 amino acids.
AUGGAUGAAAGCGCACUCGCAAGAGUUGACGCUCAGCGAGUUGAGCUUGAGGCCAACAUCGCAAAGCUACGCAAGUCACUGCGUCACUGGCAAACCCUCGAGAUUGAUUAUGAAGGGCUCAAAGAAGAGUUUAUGGCACUUGAUGACGCUGCCACCAUUGACGAAUGUAUGCAGAUAGGAUUGGACUUCAAAGCCGAGCUUGUCGACGAGCAAGAGCUUCACACCCUCCUGAGGGACAGUAGCGCUCGUCCAAGGAAGCCUUCACAGCUUGCAGAAGUCCUGUCCAAACGUGUCGAUUACGUGGUUCACAAUGUCGACUCGCUUAGAAAGCAACUUUCAGAUGCCGAAAAAAAGCGAAAUGCUCUUUUACUCGUUGGCGAUCCCGACCAUCGCGAUGAUGCCGGCCUUCCUCUUGCAGAGAUCACCGAGGAACUGGAUGACUCAGGAAACAUCAUCUCUAGCAAAGUGAAAGUUCCUGGCAGUGAUACAGACCAACUUGUUGAUGUACUCAAGAAAGCUGGAAUUCAGGAUCUGGAGACCCGGGAUGGUGUAGUAUCUAUUCCCAAUCCCCCAAGCACCCAAGGCCAGAAGCCUUCCGAAAUCCAAGAAAGCGUGGCAGACUCUUCGACUGUAGCCAAUUAUGGCCCCAGCCAGCAUUCUAAAGUGGGUCUCUCGGAGGUGGGUGACACUGAAGAAGAAGCUGCAUUACGGAGCGAGAUUAUGGAUUAUCGAAACGGGCUAGAUGAUGUUGGAGCCAUUGUGGCAGAGCUGGACUUGGAGGAAGAAGGCUCCGACAUUUCCUUCGACGAAAAUGAUGUCAAUUUUGAGAUUGACCCCGAAUUUGACGAGGACGAUGAUGACGAUGAAGAUGAUCUAGGGUCUGAGGAUGAAUCCGGAAGGAGCACUGACCGUCUUCACCUCUCUAAGUCGUAUCAGCGGAAAAUGGAAGAGCUUCAGGUGAAGUUAGGCCUCAAGAAUGUCGGGCCUGAAGGACUGGAGAAUGCCACACUUGUCGUUCCCGCAAAAGACGAAAGACCUCCGGCCGCGGAAGCAGCUCGGAAAGCAGCGCUUGCUAGGCAGGAAGAAGCGUUGAAGAGCAACCCGAAGGCCUCUGAGGACGAUGCAAAAACUCUAAGGUCUUCGAUAAAAAAGAAUGGAAAAGCCAAAAAGAGCGUCGCGUUCUCGUCAGAGUUGGACAUUGCUCCUCAGACAUUGCCUAUUGUCUCGAAGCCCAUAAAUCAGAGCCAACUGGAAGAUAGGCCAAAGGCCAGACCUAUCGCUGACACCAUUAUUGAACGUCCGGAGGCAGCCUCACUGACAGGUGAUGGCGAUGAAGAUCAGGUUCCUGUCGCUCCCUCCACCAUUCCGCUAAGGCAGUCACGCUUUAAGUCUGCUCGUCAAGGUCAGUCAGGGGGCUUCAAUGUCGUGCCGAAUGCGCCCCAGUAUCAGUCCCUCAUCCCUCAUCCACCAUCACAGGUCAUUUCUCCAAUGGUGGUGGAGAGGACGAAGCCCAACGACCCAAAGGCUCCUGAUGAUGAUGACUUUGAUGAGGGCAUGCACCGGGCUGAGAUCAACUCAGAAUACCAACGACAUCGGAUAAGAAGAAUACUCGCACAAGAUGGCGGUUUUGUUGGGAAUGGGGAGGAUGAUGUUUAUGGUGAAGAAAUGACACCUCCGAUGGAAGAUGGACGAAAGAUCAGUCGUUUUAAAGCCGCCAGACUGAACAGAUGAUUGCCAACAACCCGGACCGCAGC